This is a messenger RNA of Hydra vulgaris (swiftwater hydra), 1467 nucleotides long. Its product is annotated as 5-hydroxytryptamine receptor 1D. Gene Ontology annotation, molecular function: neuropeptide Y receptor activity; G protein-coupled photoreceptor activity. Gene Ontology annotation, cellular component: plasma membrane. NCBI's taxonomy places the organism in Eukaryota, Metazoa, Cnidaria, Hydrozoa, Anthoathecata, Hydridae. The record is from RefSeq and is a predicted model, not a curated record. Gene Ontology annotation, biological process: G protein-coupled receptor signaling pathway; phototransduction; cellular response to light stimulus.
AACUUUUUAACACCAUUAAAUCUUUUUACAGAAUAAUAAAUUACUCAAAGAAAUAGAAAAAAACUAUCAACACCAUUUGUAAAAUAUAAAUUUAUAGAUUAAGGAAAAGAGUGAAAAGUUGCAAAAGAUGGCAUUUAUUGAUCAAAGUAAAGCAAAAGAUUCUGUUUCGAUAAUGGGUAUUAAAUCUUCAUACUUGUCUGCGUGCUUUCUUAUUUCUGUCGUAAGCAAUACCAUGGUUAUCAUUGCUAUUUUAAAGACCAGAAAACUCCAGACAGCAUCAAAUUUAUUUGUUCUUAACCUUGCUGUGUCUGAUCUGUUGUUUACUAUAUGUGGUAUACCUACUAUUAUUAUGACUACAAUAGCAAAAAAAUGGCUGCUCGGAGAAUUUGUUUGCGACGCAGUUGGUUUCUUAAAUUCAUUAUUUUGUACAACAUCGAUAUGGACUCUGGUAAUGAUCAGCAUCAAUAGAUACUUUAACGUAGCCAAAGCUAAAAAUGUAAAAACAAUGUAUACUCAAAGAAGAGUUCUUAUAAUCAACGCUGCUGUAUGGAUGUUUUCUGUCUUUUCUUCAAUACCUCCGCUACUUGGAUGGGGAGAGUUUAAAGCUGGGACAAAUUUUUGCACAAUUAACGGAAAGAAAUCUAUAUCUUAUUCUUUUUUUUUGGGCUUAAUAGUCUAUUUGGUUCCAUUUAUUUUUUUGUCUGGCUUGUAUACAUGCAUUUUUUUCAUUUUACAUAGACACCAAAAAAACAAGAAAAAAAAUAAAAUUAGCGUUACGUCGGAAACUACGUCUGCUAACGAUAUUGAAUUAGAUUUAAAUACUUCAAUUUUACAAAUGCCGGUAAGGUUUACAGCGCACACAAUUCAUGAUUAUUUUAGAGAAUUUUUUACUCAAAAGCGAUGCUGUGUAGCUCCAGUAGCAAUAAUUAAAAUGGAUCAUAUAAAAAGAAAGGUUGGUGCACGUUGUUCAACAAAACAACUUGAUAAAACACUAGUUCGAGUUAUUAAAAAUUAUGUUAAAGAAGUACGACUGACGAAAGUAAUGAUGCUACUUGUAAUUUCUUUUUUCGUUUGUUGGACUCCUGCUGUCAUAGGAAUGCUUUUUUAUUCUUUGAACAUCAAAUGCAAAAACUUUGAUACUGUUACAUUUGGUAUCAUGUGCGCAUGCUUAAAUGUUGUACUUAACCCAAUCAUUUACGCAGUUCUGAAUAGUAGACUGAGAAAACGUAUGGUAGAAAUGUUAAAAAUUUUUCUGUUUUUUUCCGCCCAAAAAAUACGAUAAUAAAAAAACUAGUCUUCUGAAAAACCAUAAAGGUUUAAAAUAAAACAACGACAUAUUUAAAGAUUUGCUUUCAGCGAGGACAUAGGAAGAAUAAUUUCAAUAAAAAAAGGGCAUUUCAACUGUUAUUCAAACAUUGGAAAACUUUAAAGUCUAAAAUAAAAUUAUCUGGUUUGAAUAUCUGGAAA